UCUGACUUUCUCUCCCACUGAAUCGCUGACACAUCACUAACGCACACACAGUUCUGUGACCCCCUCACUUUGCAACACAAAUACCAUUCAAUCCACUCCUCUGCCACUCUCAACAGACCGCAUUCAACUGAGCAGGGUCUCUAAUCAGAGCUGACAUCAUAGAGAUUAGCUUCUGCCCUCCGAUUCCUGGUACAGGAACCUCAAUGCAAAUACGUACACACACACACACACACACACACACACACACACACACAAUGACAGAGCACAACGGUAUCAAUGGGAGCUUUGACCGCCCAGUCAGGCUGGGCCCUUGUUUCUCCUUCAUUUGAAUGAUACAUUGUAUCGGAACAGAGGCUGGUUACUAUUGAUAUAAGUGACACAGUUCCACAGGCUGGAUGCAAAAACAUUGAACCUGGACUUGGCUUGACUACUGGUAGCCAGCUUUCGUUGCCAUAGAGACUAAUAAAGCAAAGUGGAGCUCUGAAUCAUAGAUGGGACAUCAAGAGGGGGAGAAAGUGUGAAGCAAGAAGCUUGUGUUUCCUUAGCUCUGUUCAGAGGGACUGUGUGGCUGUGCUUACUGGAAUACAUUAUACUAAAGUCACAGAUAAGAUGGGUGUGUGUGUGUGAGGGGGCAGGAUGCUGACGCAGAGGUCCAGACAGGGGCCUCCCCCACUGGAGCGGCUGGAGUCGGUCAUGAGCCAGUUCUCAGACAGCCUGGACCAGUACGACCUGCCGGACGACACCGAUGAGCUGGACCUUGGCUGCCAUGCCGACCACUGUGAUGGAAAACAGAUGGAGUCCGGGAGCAUUCCUUUUCCCACCAUAUACAACUUGCUCCCCUUCAAGUCCAUGGACAGCGCUGUGUUUGUGGAGGAGGUGCCUGUAUUAGUGCGAGUGACGGAAGUGGAGCGCUUCACCUGUACAAGGGUGUUGAACCCUAACCUGUACACCAUUGAGCUGAGCCAUGGAGAGUUCACGUGGAAAAUCAAGCGGCGCUUCAAACACUUCCAGGCUCUCCACCAGGAGCUGCUCAAGUUCAGGGCCCUGCUCAAGAUCCCUCUGCCAAGCCGCAUACACUUGGUGAAACGGAGAUCGUUCAAAGGCCACAAGCACUUCCAGGGAGGCCAUAUUCCCACACUGCCUCGGAGGCCCGAUGCCCUGGUGAAAGAGGAGCAGCUCGUCAGCAGGAAGAUGCAGCUAGAGGACUAUCUGAGGAACAUAUUGAAAAGGUCUUUGUAUCGGAAUCAUCCAGCAACACUUGAAUUCCUGGAAGUAAGUCAGAUCUCAUUUAUCCAGGACCUGGGACCAAAGGGAAUUGAAGGCCUGAUAUUGAAGAAGUCUGGGGGCAAUACGUUUCCUGUGUGUUACUGGUGUGGCUCCAACAGCGUGUGCUAUCGCUGGUCCAAAAGAUGGCUGGUGGUAAAGGACUCUUUUCUGCUCUACAUGAGGCCUGAGGAUGGCCAGGUGGGGACCGUGAUCCUCUACGAUAAGGGCUUCCACAUCAAAAUCGGCACCCGCGAGACCGGAGUCAGGCACGGAGUCACCAUCGAGAAUCUCUGCAGGGCGCUCACCAUCAAGUGCUCCACGUACAGGCAGGCCCGUUGGUGGGGUCACUCCAUCGACGAGUUUGCACAGAGGUACGGGCAGGACUUCCUCAGGGAGAACCGACAUGGUUCCUUCGCCCCGGUCAGAGAGAACACUACAACACAGUGGUUCGUCAAUGCCGCUGGUUACUUUGAUGCCAUUGCGGAUGCCCUAGAAGGUGCCAAAGAGGAGAUCUUCAUCACAGCCUGGUGGUUGAGUCCAGAAAUCUUCCUGAAGAGGCCUGUUGUGGAUGGAAACUCCUGGAGGUUAGACUGUGUUUUAAAACGCAAAGCGGAACAAGGGGUGAAAAUCUGCGUUCUCCUCUACAAAGAGGUGGAAGUCAUCCUGGGCCUGAACAGCGAUUACACCAAGAGGACCCUGACUGGCCUUCACUCCAACAUCAGGGUCAUCCGCCACCCGGACCACGUGCCCUCCACAGCCUUGCUGUGGGCCCACCAUGAGAAGACGGUGGUGGUCGACCAGUCCCUGGCCUUCCUGGGGGGCAUUGACUUGGCCUACGGCCGCUGGGACAACUCCCAGCACCGGCUCACCGACGUGGGCAGUGUGCGGAGGAGCCCCCAGCCCAGCCCUGCCCUCUCCCCCACUAACGCCAACACCAACUGGCUCUCCACAGGGACACUCGGGGACAGGGACGAGGACCUGAGGGAUGGCCUGGUGCUGGUGGGGGGAGCGAUGCCCACCCCUGGACCCGACCAAUGGACAGGCGAGCCAGGUGCGGAGCAGGAGUCCGGUGGAGAGGCCAGCACUGGGGCAGGAGCAGGAGCAGGAGGUGCAGCAGGAGGUGCAGCAGGAGAUUGGGUGGAGGAGUUGAGUCUGAGGGUGCCCAGUCGCCUCCAGAGGGUCCCCUCAGAGGAGCACAGCAGCAGGAGUGGCCCGGAGGGAGCAGAGAGCAAGUUGGUGAGUGUGAGGGCUGGCGUGAUGUCCAGGCCGGUGCUGCCCAGAGACUGGUACAGUAAGAGUCUGUCUCUGCGCUCCAGUGAGUCGGGCUCCCUGGGCCUGGGUCUGCCCCACUCCCUCCCCCUGCCACAUGAGACCAGCUCAAUGAGAAGUUAUAUCAGCAAUAACGAGCUUUUCGGGGAAACCAGAUUUUGGCAUGGCAAAGACUACUGCAACUUUAUCCUCAAAGACUGGGUCAAGCUCAACAAGCCAUUUGAUGGCUCAGCCAACAUCAAUGACCGCAGCAUGCUGGGGAAGCGAGACAGUGAGAUGGCCAUAGUUGUGGAGGACUCUGAGUUUCAGCCCUCAGUCAUGGAUGGAGAAACAUUCCAGGCGGGCAAGUUUGCUCUGUCCCUCCGAGAGGAGUGCUUCAGGCUGGUGCUGGGGUUGCUUGGGGACUACAGUGUGGAUAUCAGUGAUCCAGUCUGUGAGAGGUUCUAUAAAGAGACAUGGAUGGUGACGGCAGCCAAGAAUGCCAGUGUGUAUGACAAGGUGUUCCGGUGCCUGCCCACAGAUGCAGUGCUGAACUAUAAGAUCCUGAGGGAGUACAUGUCCCGGCCCUGCCUGGCCCACGAAGACCCGCCACUGGCCUGCGACGAGCUCCGCAAGGUCCGCGGCUUCCUGGUGCAGUUCCCCUUCUACUUCCUGUCUGAAGAGAACCUCUUCCCCUCUAUCAACUCCAAAGAGGGCAUGAUGCCCAUGGAGCUGUGGACAUAGCAUCAUGGGAAAUGUAGUCCUUUGAUGGGUUCAGUAAUGUUAUGUUGCACACUGCCAAAAGAAAAAAUCUACAUUCAUGCCAACACACUGAGACUUUCAAAGAAAGAUUUGGAAACACCUUAUGUCUACAUUCAAUUACAUUUUUCCUAUAAACCAGGCUAUGAUACAGACUACUAAUAUGGCAUCAUGGAAAUUAAACUACCUCUAAUCACAUUCUACUCAAAUGGUCUGCUCUGCAGUGCUGAAGCCUUACAUGCCCUUAAAGACCUUUACAAUGGACAGUUUCUCUCGAUUCACACAGCCAACAUAAGCUACCCAUUUUCCGUUUAUCCUACAUCUCUAUUUGAAAGCUGUUUCAGAAAUAAGCCUUGACCACAUGCUGUGUUUGUGAUACAGUUGUAUCUGUGAAAAAAGAUUUUCUGUCAAAAUAGUAAUUAUUUAUUGCUCUGUUUUAAUUAUUGUCUCAGACUAAAUUGAAGACUAUUACAUUUAUUUUGAAUUUGCAUGGCAACUAAUUUUCUUUAUGUAUACCACUUUGGACUAUUA
Molecule: messenger RNA, 3804 nt
Organism: Alosa alosa (allis shad)
Lineage: Eukaryota; Metazoa; Chordata; Actinopteri; Clupeiformes; Clupeidae
Product: phospholipase D1
Biological process (GO): intracellular signal transduction; cell motility; phosphatidic acid biosynthetic process
Molecular function (GO): phosphatidylinositol binding; D-type glycerophospholipase activity
Source: RefSeq, a predicted model, not a curated record